Ascoidea rubescens DSM 1968 is the source of this 1677-nucleotide messenger RNA. RefSeq names its product MCT family MFS transporter. The coding region runs from base 50 to 1498 and encodes 482 amino acids. NCBI's taxonomy places the organism in Eukaryota, Fungi, Ascomycota, Saccharomycetes, Ascoideales, Ascoideaceae. The transcript has 2 exons. The record is from RefSeq and is a predicted model, not a curated record. Gene Ontology annotation, biological process: transmembrane transport. Gene Ontology annotation, molecular function: transmembrane transporter activity. Gene Ontology annotation, cellular component: fungal-type vacuole membrane.
AUUGUUUGCUAUUAGUACUUAUAAACGGUUAUAGAACCUUGGUCCUUCGAUGUCAAAUUCCAUUUAUUCCAUUCACACAAUCAAUGGCAACACUCAUAUUAACGAUUCAAGCAAAAAAAAUAACUCAAAUGAGAUCCAAUAUCAAUUAGAUGAAGCUGAUAAUAACGUCAACCAUAUUGACAACAAUUUAGAAGCUUCAAAGGAAAAUCUAUUAAAAGGCAUAGAUGGAGAUUCUAUAGAGUUUCCUGAUGGAGGUUUUAGAGCUUGGUUGGUUGUAUUUGGAUCAUUUUUAGGGUUGUGUACAUCAUUUGGAUUAUUCAAUGCAAGUGGUGCAGUUCAAUCAUACGUCCAAUACCACCAAUUAAAAGACUACAAUGUUUCGACUAUUUCCUGGAUUUUCUCGAUUUAUUCAUUUAUCACAUUUUCAUUCAGUGUGUUUAGUGGAUUGUUAUUUGAUAAGAGAGGAAGCAAUUUGCCAAUGAUAAUUGGUGCAAUCUUUAUGAGCGGAUCAUAUUUUUGUUUAGCCAACUGCGAAAAAUAUUAUCAAUUUCUAAUUACUUUUGGUAUUUUAAAUGGUAUUGGUACAAGUUUUUGUUUUACGGCCAGUAUUUCUGUCGUCUCCCAUUGGUUUUCUGUCAAGAGAGCAUUUGCAAUGUCAAUUGCCACAAUUGGUGGAUCAGUUGGUGGUGGGGUUUUCCCCUUAAUCUUAAGAGAAAUGUAUCCAAAAAUCGGAUUCAGUUGGUCAAUGAGAACCAUCGGGUUUAUUGUUUUAGGUACACAAUUUGUUUCAGCGGCAUUAAUUAAGGAUAGAUUACCAAGAAAGCCUAAAACUAUGGUUAUUAUGAAUAAUAAUAAUAGCAAUAAUAAUAAUAAUAACAGCGAAAACAAGAGUUUCCAGUUUAAUUAUUUUAAGGAGUUGACAUACAGUUUAUUCGUUGCUGCGUUGUUAUUCAUUGAAUUGUAUGUUUUUAUAGUUCUAUCAUAUUUGGCAUCAUAUGCAAUGGCUAAAGGGUUUAGUGACUCCCAAGGUUUAUUAUUACUCACAAUCACCAAUUUAUCGGGUAUUCCAGGCAGAGUUAUUCUAGGAUACUUAGCAGACAAGUAUGGUAGAUUCAAUGUUAUUUGCUUUGUUACAUUCAUGUCAUGCUUGACUGUGUGGGUUAUGUGGUUGCCCUUUGGGUCUAAUUUAACUUGCUUGUAUUUGUUCAGUGCGUUAUGGGGUUUCUUUAGUGGAUCUAUUUUGUGUCUUUCGCCAGCAUGUUGUGGACAAAUCAGCAAAACAGAAAAUUUCGGCAAGAGAUAUGGCACAGCAUAUUGUGUUGCCAGUUUUGGGUCGUUGGUUGGGUUGCCAAUUGGCGGUGCGAUCAUUGGAAAGUCUGCAAGCUCGCAGGGCUACACCAACGAGGUUAUCUUUGCCGGUCUGAUUGGCACAGUCUGUUUGCUCUUUCUCUGCCUCUCAAGAUACUCGAUUGCAGGCCACAGACUCGUCAAAGUGUAAUGCUCGUCAGCACUGAUUCGUUGUCUGUUAAUAAACAAUGCUCGCAAAGAACAGUGCCAUGUAUCUAAUACGCAUUGUAGUACAGCAUAGCGUGUUCAUCAGAGAUGAAUCGGGCGUGUGGCCAAGUUGGUAAGGCGUCUGUUUCGCGUACAGAAGAUCUUGAGUUCGAUUCCCAACUC